Messenger RNA from Rhopilema esculentum, 2441 nucleotides. Its product is annotated as mannose-1-phosphate guanyltransferase beta-B. Gene Ontology annotation, biological process: GDP-mannose biosynthetic process. The record is from RefSeq and is a predicted model, not a curated record. Gene Ontology annotation, molecular function: mannose-1-phosphate guanylyltransferase (GTP) activity; GTP binding. Lineage: Eukaryota; Metazoa; Cnidaria; Scyphozoa; Rhizostomeae; Rhizostomatidae.
CAAUUAUGAAAGCUUUGAUAUUAGUUGGGGGAUAUGGUACGCGUUUGCGUCCAUUAACGCUGUCCAAACCAAAGCCUCUGGUAGAGUUUUGCAACAAGGCGAUGCUGCUCCAUCAAGUUGAAGCCCUCGCGAAGGUCGGUGUCACUCAAGUGAUAUUGGCAGUAAGCUACUUGUCAGAGCUGAUGGAAAAUGAGUUAAAAAAGGAAGAGAAGAGGCUUGGAAUAAAGAUAAUGAUGUCACAUGAAAAGGAACCAUUGGGCACAGCGGGACCACUGGCUCUUGCAAGAGAUUUAUUAACAGAAGACAAUGAACCAUUCUUUGUUCUGAACAGUGAUAUAACCUGUGAAUAUCCUUUUGCUGAAAUGUUGAAAUUUCAUAAAGAGCAUGGAAGAGAAGGAACCAUUGUGGUUACCAGAGUAGAUGAGCCUUCCAAAUAUGGUGUUGUGAUAUAUGAUGCAAAUGAUGGUAAAAUUGAAAGAUUUGUUGAAAAGCCAAAGGAAUUUGUAUCCAACAAAAUAAAUGCAGGAAUGUACAUAUUUACACCAAAAAUUCUGGAUAGAAUCCAGCCAAAACCAACAUCGAUAGAAAAGGAAGUUUUUCCAUAUAUGGCAACUGAUGGUGAACUCUAUGCAAUGGUUUUGAAAGGUUACUGGAUGGAUAUCGGUCAGCCAAAAGAUUUUCUUUCUGGGAUGGUUUUGCAUCUUAACGGAAUCAAAGCAAAGAGUCCUGAACUACUUUAUCAGGGCCCUGGAGUAAAAGGAAAUGUAUUAGUUGACCCAUCAGCAAAAAUUGCAGAUGAUGUACAAAUAGGGCCAAAUGUUGUAAUUGGACCAAAUGUUACUAUUGAAACAGGUACAUGCUUGUCUAGAUGUGUUGUUAUGAAGGAUGCAAAGGUACAGUCACACAGUUGGAUUCAAUCCUCAAUAAUUGGCUGGAAAUCAGUAGUUGGAAGAUGGGUUCGAAUGGAAGGAGUGACAGUACUCGGUGAAGAUGUCCAAAUUAAAGAUGAACUGUAUAUAAAUGGGGCUAGAGUUCUUCCACAUAAGUCCAUUAGUGUUUCAUACCCUGAACCAGAAAUUGUAAUGUAAUGUUUUUUGGUAAUUUGCUUUUUGAAACCAAAAAUAAUUUUUAGACAUAAAUCUAAUGUGAUAUUACAUAUGUGGAAUAAUUUUUAGACAUAAACCUAAUGGAUAUGACUUAGCUCCAAUAUCAGCUUAAAUCCAUUUAUAUUUAGGUUUGACUCCUUCUAUCAUGAAGUGAAACGCACCUAAUCUUUUUUUCAUUAAUGCAACAACAGUCAAUCUUUUGGGUAAAUUCUCUUAAAUUUCCUUCUUUAUUGGCAAAUUACCAGAUAAUAAUAAUGUUCAAUCUUGCAAACAUUAAAUCUUAGCUUUUGAAAAUCGAACAAACCUCUUAAAAAUGGUUUGCUAGCUUCUUGCUGGCUAUUUAACUGUACAUUUGCUGUAUCAUGUCAACCAUGUUGCCAAGAGUGCUGUAGGCAAAGUUUACAUUUCCAACCAUCAAUCAUGUCCUGAGAAAAUCCAUAGAGAUUGAUAAAAUAACAAUUUCAAAUUCACCUUGUUUGUCUAUUGGUACUCAACAAGAUUGUUUAGGGAGAAUUCCAAUGCUGUCUUAGAAUGUUUGCUUCAACGCCAUUUUUAGCCCAGCUCUGUUCAUACAAUAUAAAAUAUUGCAGAAGAACAGCUCUAAAAAAAUCCGUUCUGCUCCUAUGUACAACAAUAUAUUGUAGAAAAUUGCUCAUAGAUAUAUCAGUUUUCAUCCCACUGCUUUAUUAAUGAUCCAUUGCACAAUAGAAAAGUCAUCUGUGAUGUAGAUAAGUGUGGGGUUUUUGGGUCAUUCUCCCUUGUCAAAAUGUAGACACAUUUUUUGGUAAGACAAUAAAGUUUCAAGCAUUAGAGAAUCUUGCAAGAAAUCAUGGGGUAUAGAGCCACGCUUUGUGGUAAGAUAAGAAAUGUUCGAGUAUAAGAGAACGUUGCAACAAUAUGCUUUAAAGGGUACAGAAAUAAGUAACGUCAAACCUUUCUGUUACUUUUGCACCAACAGUGCUCGGCGUUCGCAUGAUCAAACAUUCCUGUAAAGCAAAACGAAAGAUCACUAAAAACUUUUUUCUUACAUCUAAACACUAGAAUCAGUGAUACAUGUUACGCGGUCUGCACCUCACCCUUUGAAUUAAUUUAUUUUAGUCGUAAUAUUAAAACCGUUGCAUUCCAAUUAGGAUCAUUUAACAAGCUUACCAAUAUUUUAUGCAUGUAAUUGAAGUAUUUUCUUACGGGACUCUGUGUUUAUCAAAGAUUCUUAAGGGAAAAGUAGUAGAAGUAAUUUACCUUAGAAGCAGCUUGUAAUUUUUCAUUCAAUGUUGACAUAAUUAAUUGCUUUUCUUUUAGCUUUGAUAGAAUAUGAAAAAUUCGUGUUUCGAUUAA